AUGAAGCCGGAGGAGCCCAACGCCAGCGACAGCGAGGACGAGGGCGAGGAGGACGAGGCCGCCACGUCCGCCAUCGCCCAGUUCCAGAGCGAAGACGGCACCAAUGUGGGUCCGCAACUGGAGAUCCCCAUGAGCUCCAACGUGAAGCAGAUGGAGGAGCUGGUGAACGAGCUGCUGCAGAACGGCAAGAACCGCGUGCCCUACUCGCUGUUCAUCGGCGAGACGGAGGUCACGACGUCGCUCAAGGCCACAGUGGAGGAGCUGACGGCGCUGACCAUCACGUUCCAGCCGCUGGCAGCGUUCCGUGUGCGGCCUGUGACGCGCUGCAGUGACACGCUGCAGGGCCACUCGGAGGCAAUUCUGCACGUGAGCUUCAGCCCGGACGGAAAGCGGCUGGCCAGCGGCGGAGGCGACGCCACCGUGCGCUUCUGGGACACCAACACGUGCAUGCCCAAGCACACGGGACGCGGACACAAGCACCACGUGCUGUGUACGGCGUGGUCGCCCGAUGGAACGCGCUUUGCCUCGGCCGACCGCAACGGUGAGAUUCGGCUGUGGGACCCGCUCACAGGCAAGCAGAUCGGCCAGCCCAUGAAGGGCCACAAGCAGUGGGUCAACUCGCUCACGUGGGAGCCCAUGCACCGCAACGCCACGUGCGAGCGAUUUGCGAGCUCCUCGAAGGACGGAUCGAUCAAGGUGUGGAAUGCGCGCACGGGCCGCUCCAUCGCCUCGCUGUCGGGCCACACGGACUCGGUGGAGUGCAUCAAGUGGGGAGGCGAGGGUCUGCUGUACAGUGCGUCUCGCGACCGUACCAUCAAGGUGUGGGCCAUGGAGGGCGAGCACGUCGGCAAGCUCGUGCGCACGCUCAUCGGCCACGGCCACCGCAUCAACACGCUGGCGCUGAACGUGGACUACGUCUGCCGGUCGGGCCCGUUCAGCCACAACACCGAGAGCUUCGCGUCGCGCGAGGAGAUGCAGCAGGCCGCGCUGAAGCGGUACCAGGAGGUGCGCAAGGGCCAGCCCGAGCGCUUGGUGUCGGGCUCGGACGACUUCACACUGUUUUUCUGGGAGCCGUCGGAGAGCAAGAAGCCGCUGGCGCGCCUUACGGGCCACCAGCAGCCCGUGAACCACCUGUGCUUCUCGCCGGACGGCCGCUACUUCGCAAGCGCGAGCUUCGACAAGAAGGUCAAGAUCUGGAACGGCCAGAACGGCAAGUUCGUGGCCACGCUCACGGGCCACGUCGGCGCCGUGUACCAGGUGUGCUGGUCCAGCGACUCGCGCCUGAUCGUGACGGCCAGCAAGGACUCGACCGUCAAGGUCUGGGAGCUGAGCGAGCCCAAGAACGCCAAGACGACGCUGUCGGGCCACGCCGACGAGGUGUACGCGCUGGACUGGAGCCCCAACGGCGACAUGGUGGCGUCGGGCAGCAAGGACCGCACCAUCAAGAUGUAAGUGUCGCUCUGCGAUGUUGUUGCUGUUGCCGUUGAAGCUGGCAGUACCGGUCACUAACCCCCCUCGUUUCUGUGUCAUUUUUUGUCUUUUCACAGCUGGAAGCACU
Phytophthora sojae is the source of this 1558-nucleotide messenger RNA. RefSeq names its product G-protein beta subunit. Gene Ontology annotation, biological process: ribosomal large subunit assembly. NCBI's taxonomy places the organism in Eukaryota, Oomycota, Peronosporomycetes, Peronosporales, Peronosporaceae. The record is from RefSeq and is a predicted model, not a curated record. Gene Ontology annotation, molecular function: protein binding. The transcript has 3 exons. Gene Ontology annotation, cellular component: nucleolus. The coding region runs from base 1 to 1452 and encodes 483 amino acids.